AUGUUCGAAAAUUGGUGGCGUCAAACUUCCAAAGAACCAUCACAAGUCCUUUCAACCUACCGUAGCGAGUAUAAAAAGGAGCUCAAGUAUUUUUUAAAUAGCACCGAUAACAAAUUCUCAUGGAUUGAUUUUCUAAAGUUUCUCGAGAAACAAGGUCUAUCUCAAAGUCAACAAAAAGAUAAUGCACUACAGAAAAUUGUUAAGAUUCAUUUCAGAGGACGAAAGCUUAUCACAAAAUAUCAGACAAAUUACCCUGGAGCAAAACAGCGAAGCGAAAAUAAGAGUAAGCAAGCAAUUAAACAAAGAAAUAAUGUUACGAAGUAUUGGGCUCAACGAAAAGAGAAUGUUAUAGACAUUGAGCAAUCACCUACGAGUGUGAACGAAGGAUUUGAGAUCAAUCUGAAUACGAUCGCUAUAACUUUACAAGAAUUUGUUGAGAAAGCAAGAAAAGGACAUAAGUUUAUUCAUGGAAGAUUGUACGCUCGGAGAAUACUUUUUAUGACAGCGAUGGAAUUUGAGUUCCUGAGUCCUAAACUAGUUGCGCAAGAAAAAAAAGUAGGAAUACCCAGUAGAGAACAGUUUCCAUUACGAAUACAGAUGAAUUAUAUGUCUUGUGAAAAGACACUUUUGAACAACUUCCUACUAAAUUCGAUCACGUUAAAUAUUCUUAAAAAUAUUCGAUCUUGGGGUUUGAUUUCGUAUGGAGACAGGGAUGCACACCAAGGAUUACAUUGUGAUCUAUAUACAAUGCGACAAAGUGAUGCAGGGGUCUUUUUAUGGACUCUGGUGGAUACUGCCUCUUUACCAUUGCCCAAUAUGAGCAAAAAAAUUUUGUCAUUUUCCUCCAUUGUAGAAACGAUGUUGUUGAUGGCUGUAUCGAAUACAUUAAAUCAAACGAUAGGCGGUGGCUCAGUAAUUUCAUCGGCUAAUUCGAUAACGGAAGAAGAAUUAGAAAGAACAUAUAAUAGAGAUGGAGAUGAUUCGAGUAUUCUCCACGGGGCAUCUUUUUGUCGUCAACCAUGGUUGGCCAUGUCCGUAUCUGUACAUUUGAUUAGCAAAGAUGUUUUCAUGGAUCGUGGAAAAUCAGAUUUGAGCAGGACUCGUAGGUUUACUUGUUCUAUAAUAUACUGUUUGGUCCAUGAGUUUGUGGCUUACAUUAAUUCUUUUAACACGUUACAGAUAUUCGGACCCAUCGAGGUUGUCCGAGCACGAGCACUGUUAUAUGUUCAUCCAAUUACUCUUCCAUUGUUUCUUGGUUCUGAAAGAGUUUCAGUGCCAGAUACCUCCCCCCUUUUCCGAAAAAUUUGCGAUCGGUCACCAAGAUCAAAGUGGUGA
This is a messenger RNA of Ambispora gerdemannii, 1335 nucleotides long. The record is from the annotation of a GenBank genome assembly. NCBI's taxonomy places the organism in Eukaryota, Fungi, Glomeromycota, Glomeromycetes, Archaeosporales, Ambisporaceae.